AGUGCUUAUUAACUGUAUAUAAGUGCUAUGGAAUUUGAGUCAUAAGCAGAAAACGCAAAGUUGUCUGUGGUUGUUUGAAGAAACGCUGGUAGGAGGUGUAUUCGAAUAUGAAGAAAACAGACUGGGCUAUAAAAGAAGAAUGUAACACAGUACCAUAGAGGGCUCAUCAUCAAAAUAAAGAUUGUGAAAUGGGACAUUGAUUAUACGCAUCAAUGGUGUUAUUGCUGAGUGAUUGGCGUAAUCAAAACACCUGAUGACCACUUGUAAUAACUUACUAAAAUCACUCAGUAACAUCAUAGCAGACUUGUGCAAGCCUGUUUUUAUUUAUUUUUUAAAAAAAAAUUAUUUAAAAAUAUAUUUUCUGAUGAGAUUUUCUAAAUCACAGCGGAGACAUUAUCACAGUUUGAAUCAGUCUACAAAUUGUACGUUGAAAUUUGCUUUAAAAAGGAAAAUUCAAAAAGCUUAUAGAUUAGUUGAAUAGUUCCUGAAUGCUGUCUUCAUAUAGAGAACUACAGAGGGAAGAAAUCAACUCUUCCUUUUGAGAGUCUACACACUGUAUUUAGGAAUGUGUUUUUUUUUUCUUCUUCUUCUUCUUUUUUUUUUAGGGUUAUGGAUCAGUUUAUCAGUUACUGAAUAUAUGCUGUCUAUCGAUCGAAAAGGAAGAAAUGAACUCUUGUUUUUAAGUGACUGCAGGAGGCUGAGGUACUGGUCAGGUGUCUCUAUCUGUCAAACGGGCGUCGGUCUGGGCUGCCAGAUCCCGAGUAUUCCUGUCUAACAUUUUUUUUUUUUGAGAUGUGAAAAUUGCACUGAGGUAGCCUAUAGAAUUAAUGUUGCAUUAAUAUUGAUUUUUUUUAUUUUUCUUAAAAAGUAUGCUAAUAUAUGUUUCAUAUGCAUAUGAUUCAAUCUACAUACGGGUAAUGUGGUAAAGUUGCUGUUGAGGCUGGUAUCGAAAUUUCGAGAGUUUUUAAACCUGGACGGGUUAAAACAGUUCUUCCAAUCUGGCAACACUGUAAUGGGCGGGGCUGAGGGCUCGGCGGUAGCGCUGACGGCUCUGGUAGCUGGAGCGGCACUUUGCUCAUCAUUGUGGCGGGGAGCGCGUCUCUGCAGGCCGGCUACAGCGCAGCCUCCGCUCCGGGCGCAUCACGGCAAAUCCGUGGAGUCCGCGUGCUCCCUCUGUUAAAAAAGUGCGCACCCAGCCGGAUAAGCCCGUCAUCUGCAGGGAAGAAGACGCACCAAGGACGCCAGCUCACUUGGCCGAGAGGAAACAGCGAGAGAGAGACAGAGAGAGAAAACAAAACAAAACAACAACACCAAAAAAAAAAAAAAAAAAACCCACAAAACCCCCCAUUAUGAUGUUGAAGCAGCACCUGCUCUUCGUGCUCUGCAGCGUCUGCGGGACUGUCGUUAAAGAGGCGGCAACCAAAAACAAAGCGAAAGGCAGUCAGAGCCAGUUUCCUGUCACCCAGAAUGUGACAGUGGUGGAGGGGAGCACAGCCAACAUGACUUGCCGUGUGGAUUACAACGAUAACACCUCCCUCCAGUGGUCAAACCCUGCACAGCAAACCCUUUUCUUUGGGGACAAGAAAGCACUGAGGGACAACCGGAUUGAGCUGGUUCGAGCCUCGUGGAAGGAGCUGACCAUCAGCAUCAGUGAAGUGACUCUUUCAGACGAGGGACAAUACACGUGUUCACUCUUCACCAUGCCCAUCAAGACCUCCAAGGCCUUCCUCACUGUUCUGGGAGUGCCAGAGAAACCAGAAAUCACUGGCUUCACAAGACCUGCUGUGGAAGGAGAGGAUGUCACGCUCACAUGCAUAACAUCUGGAAGCAAACCAGCUGCCGACAUCCGAUGGUUCAGAAAUGAUAAAGAGGUGCAAGGUGUGAAGGAGGUGAACGCCACAGGCAGGUCUUUCACAGUGAGGAGCACCAUACACCUCAAAGUGGCCCAGAAAGAUGAUGGAGCUGCAUACACCUGCAGCGUGGAGCACAUUGCCCUGAACUCCACUCCUCACCAAGUCACAGAGGUGCUGGAGGUCUACUAUGCACCUCAAGUAGAGAUCGUUCCCUCUUUAAUCGUGCCACAGGAAGGACAGUAUUUCAAACUGGAGUGUACAUCUAAAGGCAACCCCCUACCUGACCGAGUGUUAUGGACAAAAGAUGGUGGGGUACUUCCUGAUGUCGAGCGAAUGAUUGUGGAAGGCAGAGAACUAAUCAUCACAAACCUCAACAAAACAGACAAUGGCACAUACCGGUGUGAGGCAAGGAACCAUCUUGGGACCAACAGUGAUGAAUAUGCACUGUUUGUAUAUGACCCAAAUGCAUUGACUCAGCAUGGUCCUGAUCACGCACUGAUCGGAGGAGUGGUGGCUGUGGUGGUCUUCAUCACACUGUGCUUCAUCAUCGUCCUUGGCCGCUAUCUGGCCAGGCAUAAAGAUAUUACCAGGGAGCGGCAAGAAAUGUGGUUCAUCUCAAGUCGGAAAACCUUGGCUUUGCCAAUAAUUACGCUUUAAGGCAAGAAUAUGUGCGCUGCAUAAUGUGAAUAUUUAUUGUCUGUUCUUUUUUUAAAAUAAUUUUUUACAUUGUGAAAGUGAGUGUCCUCUGAAGUGUACGCCAUUAUAAGAAUGUUACAUAAAGAUAAAAGACUGAACAUGGACAUUUAUGUAAUAUAUGGAUACCAAAAUAUUGAAAAAAAUGAAUGAAAAGUUAAGUGAUAACAAUUUAAAGCACAAUUCAUAAUUGUCCCUGGCCUAAUAAAGCUAACAUAUAGCUUAUUGUGUUAUUGUAUAUGUCUGUAUAUCCUUGCUCUUUUCAUAUUUGGCCCUUAAUUUAUUUUUAAAAGUGAAAAAAAAAUAAAUAAACACAUAAGCACAAAGUCAUUGUUAAAUAUCAUUGGUGUAGACAGUCUCAGGAUCAGACAACGAGCAUAGCUGCUUUUUUCUUGUUGCUGUUGUUUUUUCGUUUGUUUGUUUUGGUUUUAUUUGUGUCUGUCUGCUUGACCAAUCAUUUCAUUCCCAAUAUGAGACCUAAUAAUAAAUUUAUGAUGUAGUUUCAGUUUAUUUCCCCCUGUUAAUAUUGCUGUACAUUACUUUGCUGAUGUGAUUAGUGGUGGAAAAUAUUGUUGAAAUAUGGGAUUCCAUAUAUGAACAUUUGUAUAUUAGACAAUGCAAAGCCUACUUUCUGGACAUGGUUUAAGGCUUUUGAUUAAAUUACAGUGUUGUUUGAGAUUCUCCUUCCACUGAAUAUCGGGACUUAUUCUGUGUCCAGAAAAUCAGCUCAGAGCAAUUUAAAGUGUUCCAUACUUUUAUAAAUGCAUUCACAUAAGUAUAAUUUUUCCCUAGCAUAAGGCAUGUAUAUAAUGUGAAUAAUUCA
Messenger RNA from Ictalurus furcatus (blue catfish), 3369 nucleotides. It is a transcript of the gene cadm2b, whose product is annotated as cell adhesion molecule 2b. NCBI's taxonomy places the organism in Eukaryota, Metazoa, Chordata, Actinopteri, Siluriformes, Ictaluridae. The record is from RefSeq and is a predicted model, not a curated record. The transcript has 10 exons. The coding region runs from base 1350 to 2510 and encodes 386 amino acids.